GGACCAGUCCUCACCCCUAGACCCUAGUCCUGUACAGUGUACACUAAAGCUUUGCCCCAGAUUUGGAGAGCUAGAAACAAUAAUCCAUGUAUCACGAGAUUACCAUUGGGCCAAAAGUAUUUGGGUUGGGUUGAAUGUCCGUUUCAAUCAAAAUUUUAACCUGAAGCAACCCAGUUUUAUAAAUUCUUUGUUAUUCAAACCCAGCCCACUCAGUUCUUGUCACUUAUCCACGUUAACAUUAACAAAACUCGAACCAUCUCAAGCACUUCAUACUACACAAGAAAUCAGAAACUGAGCUUUGCAUUGCAUUCCUGGGACGACUCUGUGGUGGCUCGAGCUGCGUGACGAUUUCGAAUGAAUGGCAUAAGAUUUUGUGAUGUGGCAUUGGAUCAAGUAUAAUGGUUAAUAACUCAGCACCCAGUAUGAAAAUAAAUUAGUUGGUGUUGGAAACAAAGCACUUCAUGCCCCAUAUCUCCAACCCUUCAACACUUCCAAUCUUCUGCUCACUAACUUAUCAGAGAUUUCUUUUUUGCAGCCUGCAAUCAAAAUGCAUUUCAUCCUCAUCAUCUCCUGUUCCAUCCCAACAGCACAUUGCCCAUUUAAUACUAGACCAAAAGUCAUUCUCCCAAGCCCUUCAAACCUUCAAAUGGGCUUCCAAUCUCCCCAAUUUUACCCACUCUCAAUCCACCUACCGUGCAUUGAUCCACAAGCUCUGUGCUUUCCGCCGCUUUGAUAUUGUAAAGGAAUUACUUCAAGAAAUGCCCAACGCAAUUGGGUCACCCCCUGAUGAAGAUAUUUUCAUCACGAUCGUCCGUGGUCUAGGGCGGGCACGUAUGGUUAAGCGGGUAAUCAAAGUGGUUGACUUGGUUACCCAGUUUGGAAAGAAACCUUCUAUGAGGAUUUUCAAUUCAGUACUUGAUGUUCUUGUUAAGGAAGAUAUUGAUUUGGCUCGAGAGUUUUAUAGGAAGAAGAUGAUGGGGAGCGGUGUUGAAGGUGAUGGAUACACUUUUGGGAUCUUAAUGAAGGGUCUUUGCUUGACUAAUAGGAUUGGUGAUGGUUUCAAACUGUUGCAAGUGAUGAAGUCUAGGGAAAUCAUACCAAAUACUGUGAUUUAUAACACAUUACUUCAUGCACUUUGCAGGAAUGGUAAAGUUGGGAGAGCAAGGAGCUUGAUGAAUGAGAUGGAGGAGCCUAAUGAUGUGACUUUUAAUAUCUUAAUAUCUGCGUAUUGUAAAGAAGAGAAUUUGGUUCAAGCUCUUGUUCUCUUGGAGAAGUGCUUCAAUCUGUGGUUUGUGCCUGAUGUUGUAACAGGGACUAAGGUGCUGGAAGUUCUCUGCAAUGUUGGUCGUGUUACUGAGGCUGUUGACAUUUUGAACAGAUUGGAGAGUAAGGGAAGUGUGGUGGAUGUUGUGGCUUAUAACACUUUGAUAAAGGGUUUUUGUAGAUUAGGGAAAGUGAAAGUUGGGCAUUGCCUUUUGAAGGAGAUGGAGAGGAAGGGCUGCCUUCCAAAUGUGGACACAUACAAUAUAUUGAUCUCUGGUUGUUGUGAGUCUGAAAUGUUGGAUUUGGCUCUUGAUCUGUUUAAUGAGAUGAAAACAGAUGGAAUUAAUUGGAAUUUUGUUACAUAUGAUACAUUAAUUAAAGGUUUGUGUUCAGGAGGGAGGAUGGAAGAUGGAUUUAAGAUUUUGGAAAUAAUGGAGGACAGUAAGGAGGGAUCUAGGGGUCGUUUAAGCCCUUACGAUAGUGUGUUAUAUGGUCUGUAUAAGGAGAAUCUGUUAGAUGAAGCACUCACAUUUCUGACCCAGAUGGGGAAGUUAUUCCCUAGAGCAGUUGAUAGGAGCUUGAGAAUUUUAAGUCUUUGUGAAGAGGGUGCUAUUGAGGAUGCAAAGAAGGUUUUUGGUCAGAUACUUGUAGAAGGGGGAGUUCCAAAUGUUCUUGUUUAUGACCAUUUAAUCCAUAGAUUUUGUGAAGGAGGGUAUAUACGUGAAGCAUUUGAGCUGAUGAAUGAGAUGGUUGGUCGUGGUUAUUAUCCACUUGCACCAACAUUCAAUGCUCUGAUUAGUGGGUUCUGCAGUCAAGGAAAGGUCAGUAGUGCUUUGAAGCUCAUUGACGACAUGGUUGUGAGGGGUUGCAAACUUGAUAUAGGAAGUUAUAAUCCCUUGGUUGAUGCACUUUGUAGGAAGGGGGAUUUUCAAAAGGCUUAUGGGCUCUUUUUACAAAUGUUAGAAAAGGAUAUUACUCCUGAUUUAUCAUCAUGGAACUCAUUGCUUCUUAGUUGGUGUCAAGAAACAUCAGGGUUAGCAAGACAGAACAUGUUCCAAGUGAAUCACCAUCACUCUGAAGCAUAUGAUACUGGUUGGCACUUGGCAGUGGAAAUAAAAGAUAGAGUGGUUUUCCAACAAUUGCACAUCAUCUGCUACCAAUUCUUAUCUUCAGGUUGGAGAACUAACUUGGCCCAAUUCAUCUCUUCAAAUUUGAUUGGCCAAGCCGCCAAGGUGAGAGAACCCUGAUAAUUGGACACUUUAUAAGCAAGCGCUCCAACUGUAUAUAAAGACCUAUUUAGUGAAAAUUAAUGUAAGUCAAGGCCUUCAUUCAGCAAAAUGAAAAAAAAAAAAAAAUCAAUGUAAAAUUUUUUAUGGGUUAUGAUUUAUAGAAAGAUUGGACUUCUUGUUCUGGUUUACGCUUUACGCAUAUUCUGAAAUGCAUAUUCUGUUUUCUGUUAUAGUGUUAUCGUCUAGUGUUGCUUGAAUAUUGCAUAUAUUGUAUAUGCAAUUACUGCAAAAAUAGUUUGGAUAUCUUUAUUUUGGAUCACUAAGUAUGGCAGUUUG
Molecule: messenger RNA, 2828 nt
Organism: Quercus lobata
Lineage: Eukaryota; Viridiplantae; Streptophyta; Magnoliopsida; Fagales; Fagaceae
Product: pentatricopeptide repeat-containing protein At2g17525, mitochondrial-like
Exons: 4
Coding region: 462-2510 (682 amino acids)
Molecular function (GO): protein binding
Source: RefSeq, a predicted model, not a curated record